GGCUGCUGGAGGAGAGCGGGCACAGCGAGGAGAAGCUGCUGCUGGAGCCAAGAGCACCAUGAUCAAAUCAACUAAAUCACAAACACCAUGACUGCUCAACAUGGGCUCUGCUUCUGUGCGAGCAAGGAGUGUUAACUCAUUCGUGAUUCUCAUCCUUAUUGCGCACUGGACACAACGUGUAGUACUUCUAAAGGCCUCCCCCCGUUGCCUGUCCAAACCCUGCCAGAACGGUGCUGAGUGCCGGGAUGACCACUCCACAUUUCUGUGCCAGUGCCUGUCAUCAGCUGCAACGCUGUCCGAUAGGAGCUGUGCCUCCAAUGCCCUCUGCGACCCCCCUGUCUGUCUGAGUAAUGCUACCUGCCAGUCCACUGGUGGCCAGCCUGGGGAGUUAGCCUGCAGCUGCUGGCCAGGCCUGUCUGACCAGGCCUGUAGGUCCAGUGCACAGCUGUGUGCCCGUACACUGUGUGGAGAGAGCCCCCGCUGCCUAGCUGUGGCCCACAAGGACCCAGGCUAUGUCUGCCUGUGCCGAUCAGGCUAUACUGGCCCCCAGUGCCAGAGAGAGACAGAUCAGUGCAUGCCAAACCCCUGCCGUAACCGCGCCCUCUGCCGGACUGGCCCACACGGCCCCUCCUGCUUCUGCGUGCCAGGCUUUCAGGGUGAGCGCUGCGAGAUUGAGGUGAACGAGUGCAUCUCGCAGCCCUGCAUGAACGGAGCAACCUGCCUGGACAAGAUUGGACACUACGUCUGCAUCUGCAGACCAGGAUACACAGGUUCUAGCUGUGAGGUGCAGAUUGAUGAGUGUCAGUCCCAGCCAUGUCUUCAUGGCGGUAGCUGCCACGACUAUAUUAACAGCUUCUCAUGCACCUGUCCGGCUGGUUUCCAGGGAAGCAGCUGUGAGAUCAACAUUGAUGACUGCACAGAACACCUAUGCCAGAACGGAGCUUUGUGCAUUGACGGAAUCAAUAGCUACAGCUGUGAUUGCUCCCAGAGUGGUUUCACUGGGAUGUACUGUGAGGUGCCUCUUCCACCAUGUUGGGAUCAGCCCUGCCUCAACGGCGCCCUCUGUCAGGAAGAGGGUAGGAACUACACCUGCAAAUGUUGGCCUGGCUUUGAGGGCCGUCACUGUGAGUUGGAUGUGAAUGAAUGUGGCAGCAGUCCCUGUUUGAACGGAGCUGCCUGCAUCGAGCGUUCCUGGGAGAAACACUAUGGGACAGGGAACCUGCUGCCUGACCAUUAUGACCACAGGAACGCUGCUGGAUAUGUAUGCAGAUGCCCGCAAGGAUUCACAGGUGCCUUGUGUGAAGAGGACAUUGACGAUUGUGCUUCUGCUCCGUGUCAUAAUGGAGGCUUGUGCAAGGACACUCUUGGCAGCUACGUCUGCAUCUGCCCACUAGAGAGCAAAGAUGGCAUCGUGUAUGGAGGUCAGAACUGCAGUGAGCCAUUGGUGGGCUGUGAAGGUCACGAGUGCCUGAAUGGGGCAGCCUGUUGGCCCUUCCUGAGCGAGGGCCUGCACGGCUAUAGGUGCUCCUGUCUGCCCGGCUACACUGGCUCACACUGCCAGACCAGCACUGCUUUCUCCUUUGAGUCCUUUGGGGGUUUCUUGAGCUUGCAGACUCCGCUUCUGGACUACUCCUCCAACAUCACCCUGAGCUUCCGGACAGUUCUGAGCAACUCUGUAAUUUUCCAGCGAGGUGCUGAAGGACCGAUACUCACCCUGGAACUGCUGCAUGGCCGUUUGCAGCUAAGCUUAAGAACAGACUCCCAAGGAGAAGGCCCUGGCUGGACCUUGAAGCUACCUCAGAAUGUGUCAGAUGGCGAGUGGCACACAGUGGAGGCCAUGCUAUCUGAAGGUACACUGCUCCUCCAGCUCCUGGAACCCUGCCAAAGUGAAUAUUGUGGGGCAGCAGCUCAGGUGGAGACUAGACCUUUGAUGCUAGAGUCAACCUUGCAGAGCACCUUGAUUGGAGGCCUGGCAGAUGGAGACUUUUCUGGUUCCUUUAUCGGCUGCAUGAGGGACCUGUAUGUGGACUCACAGCUGAUGGUGCCGGAGGACUGGCUAAGUUCUUCAGCUGUGAAUGUCACGCACGGCUGCGACCACCGUGACCGCUGCCUAGAUGUUCCAUGCGAAAAUCAAGGCAAGUGUAUUAAUCUGUGGCAAGGAUACCAGUGCAAGUGCCAGCGGCCGUAUAAAGGACACAACUGCGUUGACGAGUACAUCCCUGCCAGGUUUGGCCAGGAAGACUCAUUGAGCUAUGCUGUCUUCAGUGUUAGCGAUGAGCCUGAACCAGCUAUCAUCACCCUCUCCAUGUUCCUUCGUACACGUCAAGAGUCGGGCUUGCUUCUAGCGCUGACCAACAGUACCAGCCGGUAUCUUCAUGUGUGGCUGGAGCAAGGACGACUCAAAGCGCAGGUCGACAACUCCCCAAGCAUUGAGGGCAGGAACAGUGUUAGUGAUGGUGAUAUCCACUUUGUUAGCAUAGCUAUUGAGCAGGACCAGAUGAUCCUGCUGGAAUCUGACCUUGUGUCUGGGCCUUUGGCAGUCCGCCCUGUUCAUAUUCAUGCUGGGGACAAGGUUUAUGUGGCUGGCAUGGGCGACAUACAUGCGUUAACUGUGUUUGGUGGACACUUUAAAGGAUGUAUUCAGGACCUUCGUCUCAACGAUGAGCCGCUGCCGUUCUUCCCAUUGAGCACUCUUGUGAAGUCAUACAUGCCAGAGCGUCUUGUUAACGUAUCUGAAGGCUGCAUUGGGGAUGACUACUGUAUGAAAAACCCCUGUCAGAAUGGUGGUAUGUGUUUCUUAUUGUGGGAUGAUUUCACCUGCGCCUGUCCCCCCAGUACCUUCGGGCGGCACUGUGAGGAGGUUCACUGGUGUGAGCUUUCCCCCUGCCCUCCACAAGCAGAGUGCAGGCCCGUUAUCCAGGGCUAUGAAUGUAUUUCAAAUGCUACUUUUCAGAAUGACACCAUGCUAACGUAUCGAGGAAACGGGCUGAUCUCUCGCCAUCUCACCAACAUCUCCUUCAGUAUUCGCACUCGCAAACGCAAUGCAGCCAUACUCCACGCCCACAGCGGUUCUGGCUUUGUUAACUUGAUGGUACAGGACAGCCUGCUAGUGUUUGAGUUGUUUAGCUUACCUUCCUUUUCAUCCUCUUUUUCUUCCUCCUCCACCACUUCUUCCUCAUCUUCCAUAUCCACUUCUUCUCCCUCAACUUCCUUUUCUUCCACACUAAGCCUGCGCAGUGCUAGACCUAUAGCUGAUGGCAAGUGGCAUAGUGUGCAGCUCUUCAUGGUUGCACCUGUGGUUUACUCUUCUCAAUGGACCAUGCUUGUGUUGGACAAUGGGGAGGAACCCAUUAUGUCUGACUCUGAAGGCAGCAACCUGGACUUCCUCCGAGAGGGUGUGGACAUCAAUGUAGGGGGACUGGGCACCAAGCCAGGCUGGAACCUGAUUGGUUGCUUGAGUAGCAUAGAGAUCGGUGGAAUAGUGUUGCCGUAUUAUGGUCCAGCCAAUGUCAGGCUGCCCCAGACCCAGAAGGAGCAGUUCCAGAAAACAUCCACAGCUUCAGUUAUCAGUGAGUGCAUGGGUGGGCCAGUGUGUGAACCCAACCCAUGCCUCAAUGGUGGUGACUGUGAGGAUCUCUUCGACCUCUUCAACUGCACCUGCCCCUCCAACUGGGCGGGCCAGCACUGUGAAUUCAGCACCAAUGCUUGUGCCUCCAACCCCUGUCACCAUGGAAACUGUACCACUCAGGGCCUGCAGUACGAGUGCACCUGCGAGUUUGGCUACACUGGCACGAACUGUGCAGUGGAGCUGGACAUCUGUGCACAGCACCAGUGCGCAAACGGGGGCACCUGCCUGCGCGGCAUUGGUAACUACGCCUGCCUCUGUGCUGAAAACUACACUGGGCCAUACUGCACCGACCAAGUUGAAGAGAUUCCUUGGUACAUAGUUGUCAAGAACAUAGGCCCCAAGCUCCCAGUGUCCAUCUGUGGGGACGAGAAACGGAACUACACGUGCUUUAAUGGGGGUAACUGCUCUGAGACAGCCUUUACAUGUGACUGCCUGCCCGGCUUCACCGGUCACCGGUGUGAACAGGAGCUGGACGAGUGCAAGUCCAACCCGUGCUUGAACGGCGGCUACUGCCGCAACCUGUUCAACAAGUUCCAAUGCGUGUGCGAGCUGAGCUAUGCAGGAGAGACCUGUCAGAUCGAUCUGAAUGCGGAGAGUGUGUCGUCUGAUCUGCUGCUGUCUGUGACGUUGGUUUCGGUGGUGCUGUUUCUGGCUCUGCUGGCUGCAGCCACUGCUCUUGUGGUGGCCCUGAACCGACGGGCUACCCAUGGCACCUACAGCCCGAGCCGUCAGGAGAAAGAAGGGUCCCGCGUGGAGAUGUGGAACAUCGUUCAGCCGCCACCUGCGGAGAGACUCAUUUGAGCUUGAAGUCAUCUUUAAAAACUCACAGGGUCUGAGGUGUCACAGUGACUGUGAUUCAACUGCCAAAUGAAACAAACUUAAUUUGAGCUGGAUUGGUUUCAUCUCAGGAGGUAGAUCUGGCUGGGUGAUAAAGUAUGUGUCAUUUUCCCAGAUUACACAGAUACUUAGGCAAAACAGCACGAGAGGGAGUGUGCAAUCACGAAAUGACACCACGGCUGUGAUCUGGUCGCAGGAACGAGCGGAAGGCGUGAUGUUAUUCGCGUUGACACACAACCUCGAGUGUUCUAUUGCCUUUAUACAAAGGUUAAAUAAAGUAAGAAAUAAAAAAUACUGAACAUUAAAUGAACGAGGCAUUUAAUGUGUUUUAAUGUUCGCAAUUCCUUCCACCAAAUUCUAGUUCCUUAACCAGCAGCUUUACUACAUGAGAGUAAUGAGCUCCACCCAGCCAGCAGUUCUCCCUCUUUGCUUUCUUCCAGCCAGUCUGUAAAGCAUCUUACAGCCCAUGUUGUUUGGUGAACAGUAUUGGAUUAAUUCCUGGCUGAUUCCAGGUUGUUUAGCUGUUCUUCUGUCACAGCUGCUGACUGAAAAGCUGCUCAGUGGUGAUGACAGUUUGGGAAUUUAGCGUCGUCUCAUUUUCAGAGUCUGACCAAACUGGCUGUCAGUCAAAGUCGUUGCUUAGCAAUGGCAUCUUGGCAGAGUGAUAUGGUGUUUGUGAAAAACCUGUGAGGUUAUGGCGAAAUAACAACACCGUUAGAACGCUUCUCAACCAAUCAGCUUGCGUGGCUGGAACUUACUGUUGUAUAAACAGAUAUAUAGCCUGGAUCUACACAUCAGUGUCAUUUCAGAACCUUUAGGGGCUGUAAGCAAGAACCCUCUGUGAGCCCCCCACCAAACAUCCUCCACCUGUUUUGUCAAUGCACAGUGAGAUUAGAUGUCACACAUGCUUCCAUCAUUAGCUGCCUAAAUAAGUUGUUUAUAGCUGUAGCGUGUUAGAUAGCCAAGUGGACACCACUGGCAUGGGUCAAAGGUUCACUAUUCCCAUCCAAAGAGUAACACCAAUACUCUACCAAUUAGAGCCCUUGAGCUAGACUCCUAACACUGUAUUCACCUACCACUGGAUAAGAGUACCUGUUAAAUAAUGAAAUGUCUUUGAAGCCAAGUAGUUUGCAGCAAUUUUGACUGAAGAUGACUUAACAUUUAACCUGCUUUUAUCAUUUUAACUUCUUCAUUCUGAGCAAUACAAUGAGACGAUCAUUGUUACUGUAAUAAUAUACUCUUUUUACACUAGAGCCUCAUCAUUGCAUUGUUAUUAACCUUAUGGUCAGGAUAAGAACUGAUUUUAAAUCUGGGUGAUAUUACCUUGAUAGUCCUAAAGAGAUUUUCUUCAGAAAGUUUUGUUAUAGACUGUUGGAAAAAGAUAACAAUAAUUAUUAAUUAUUAAUAAAAUGACAAAUUAUGUUUAUAGGCUAUUAAUAGUGUAGGACCUCUAUCAACAUUAAUGUUUGAUCUGCAUGCUUAAAAAAGAUGGCUCUUCAAGGGUUCUUUAGAAAAGAAAAUGGUUCUAUACAGAACCUGCAUGAUUAACGGAAUCUUUGCAUCAUGAAAGGGCAGAAUGUGCAUCGAUGUGCUAUAGAGUGUUCUAUAUGCAACCUUUUUGAAAAGGGUUCUUCUGUUAUAAGCUUGACACCAUAACAAUAGAAGAAUCCUUUUGGGUGCUAUAUAGAACCCUUUUCAUCAAUCUGAAGAACCCUUUUAUGAUACAAAGAAUCCUUUAACACAGGGGUUCUUUGAGUGUUCAAUUUACAACCAUUUUAUUUACUAAAGACCCCCUGAAGAGCCAUUUUCACUAAUGAACUUCAGACAACAUUCUCAGUUUGAAGUUUGUUGCUCUUUCACUGAAAGCCCAAAAUAAUUGAUUAGUUUUGAUUAGCAUGUCAUUUAGCUUCUCGCGCCACCUUUACAGUGUUUCACUCAUAAUCGUAAAAUGCUGCAUUACUGCUAUUCCAUUAGUGUGGGGUCAUUUUGAAAAUGACUAUUAAUGAGGGAGCUCUGGAUUCAGCAUAUGGUCACUCUUUUGAUUUUCCACUGUCAGACCACUGUCAAUUCCUUGGUUAGUAUUCACUUAAAUGUACCUCCCUGAGUAAAACUAAUCCAACUCAAGUAGGGUUUUAGAUUCAAGUAGUGCUAAGCAUUGGCUCUAUAUCAGCUAUAGAAGUAGAUUGUGAAAUUGUGGAAUGGUAGACCUUGAGGAAGCUUUGAAAAGGAUGUUCAGAUGUAGAUGACAAAGUUUCCUUAAAUGUAGAUUAGACAAUCUCAGUGUAACACUGUAAUGCUGUAAUUUCUGUUUUUUUUUUUAUUUAAAAUUUUUUUUUUAGUUGUUUGGGGAAU
Pygocentrus nattereri (red-bellied piranha) is the source of this 6817-nucleotide messenger RNA. It is a transcript of the gene crb1, whose product is annotated as crumbs cell polarity complex component 1. Gene Ontology annotation, molecular function: calcium ion binding. Gene Ontology annotation, cellular component: protein-containing complex; plasma membrane. The transcript is spliced from 13 exons. Gene Ontology annotation, biological process: establishment or maintenance of epithelial cell apical/basal polarity; heterophilic cell-cell adhesion. The coding region runs from base 101 to 4429 and encodes 1442 amino acids. The record is from RefSeq and is a predicted model, not a curated record. Lineage: Eukaryota; Metazoa; Chordata; Actinopteri; Characiformes; Serrasalmidae.